Carassius auratus (goldfish) is the source of this 4899-nucleotide messenger RNA. RefSeq names its product potassium voltage-gated channel, Shal-related subfamily, member 1 (gene kcnd1). The transcript has 7 exons. Gene Ontology annotation, biological process: potassium ion transmembrane transport; protein homooligomerization; action potential. Gene Ontology annotation, molecular function: A-type (transient outward) potassium channel activity; protein binding. Gene Ontology annotation, cellular component: neuronal cell body; dendritic spine; voltage-gated potassium channel complex. The record is from RefSeq and is a predicted model, not a curated record. The coding region runs from base 1103 to 3001 and encodes 632 amino acids. Lineage: Eukaryota; Metazoa; Chordata; Actinopteri; Cypriniformes; Cyprinidae.
AGGGCACAAGAAGAUUGUGUGAUCUAGUAUUGUCAGGUUGUGUGGAACCUGAGCUAUUGCCUCGUUCUCCAUGACCCAUUGUAGGGCAGGAUGCAUUUGCGAGAGAUAUAAGCUUUAAAUGGAUGUGUAUAAGUGUAGAGAGAGAGUGUGAGAGAGAAAGAGGGUGGGGAGGUUGAGCAAGCAAAUGAGAGUAAAAGAGAGAGAGAGAGAGGCAGCGCACGAAUGCAACAGAGCAGCGGAGGAGAGGAGAGAGAGAGGCAAGGAGGACUAGGCAUUACGGUCGCGCCUUUACAAGCUGCACGCGAGAUGCCAGGACUGCUGCAGAGAGAUUGCUGUUUCUUUCCUUUUUCUUUCUUUCAUCAGCUUUCCCUCACAUUGAACUCUUCCUCCUCUCGUCUGUCUCAGAGGUGCAUGAAGGAACGGCCAUACUUGGAGUCCAGGUGGCUGCAGUUCUGAGAUCUCCGUUUGAAAAUCUUCUCAGCCUCUUGUGAGAUUGAGUAGCCACUUGAAGCUUGAAGAAAGAAAAAUUAAAGACAAGAGCCUUGAAAUUGCAUAAAAAGGAGGGAGAACGCCUUCAAAACAAAGGAAUGGAUGGAAUAGAGGAGAAAUAGUCUUCUUGCCUCAUCACAGACUAAUAAAAAUUUGAAACGGCACAGCGCAGCAACAAAUCAGUAUUCCCCGGCAGAGCUUGCAAGAAAUGGCCAAGAGGGUUAACCCUUUAAAUAGCUGAACUGAUUCUUUGAACAGCCACAAUCUGCAAACAAAAGACUUGAGCUGAUGAAUUUUAAUGGGUCAUUUCAGAAUCUUUUUUGAUAUAUGGAGAUCCUCAGAUUCAAAUGGCUUUGACACUCUGACAGCCCCAAAUUUUUUGUAGCAGAUAAUGAAAACACACGCCUACUUCCAUUUACCUCACAGGAUUCCUUCUUAGCUUAAUAAAUGUACAGACAGAGCAAGGAACUAUUCUGAGAUCCUCAGCUCGGAUGACUAGUUUGGAAAGACUCUCUCUUGUCCAAAACGGUUCAGAAAAACUUCUCAGGGCUGACUGGUGUUCUUCUCAUUGACAUAUUUGAUUCAUUAGCAACGCUUAGCCACCAAAUUAAACAUGGCUGCUGGAGUGGCAACAUGGCUACCAUUUGCCAGGGCAGCGGCUGUCGGCUGGCUUCCUCUGGCCAAGAAAACCAUGCCCAAACCACCAGUGGACAAAAAAAGCCGCAACGACGAGAUCCUGUUCGUAAACGUGAGCGGGCUCCGCUUCCAGACAUGGAAGAACACGCUGGACCGCUAUCCCGACACCCUGCUGGGCAGCUCAGAAAAGGAGUUUUUCUACAACGAGGACACUCAGGAGUAUUUCUUCGACAGGGACCCGGAGAUGUUUCGCCACAUUUUGAACUUCUACCGAACCGGCAAGCUUCACUACCCGAAGCAGGAGUGCAUUCAGGCCUUUGACGAGGAGCUGGCGUUUUACGGCAUCGUGCCAGACAUUAUCGGUGACUGCUGCAUGGAAGAGUACAGGGACCGCAAGAAAGAGAACCAGGAACGUUUGGCUGAGGACACGGAGGCUGAGAAUGCGACAGAUACCCCACUUCCGCCAGACAGCACAUCUCGGGAACGUUUGUGGCGUGCCUUUGAAAACCCCCACACAAGCACCAUGGCUCUCGUUUUCUACUACGUCACUGGUUUCUUCAUCGCUGUUUCAGUCAUCGCAAACGUGGUGGAAACCGUCCCCUGCCGACCCCCCAAAGGCAGCAAGAAAGACUUGCCAUGCGGGGAGAAAUACACGCUGGCGUUUUUUUGCAUGGACACGGCCUGCGUCCUUAUCUUCACAUUCGAGUACCUCAUGAGGCUUUUCGCCGCGCCCAGCCGCUGCAAGUUCAUGCGCUCGGUCAUGAGCGUCAUUGACGUUGUCGCCAUCAUGCCCUACUACAUCGGCCUGGUCAUGCCUGAGAACGAGGACGUGAGCGGCGCGUUCGUCACAUUGAGGGUGUUCCGCGUCUUCCGGAUCUUCAAGUUCUCGCGUCAUUCUCAGGGCCUGCGAAUCCUGGGUUAUACUCUGAAGAGCUGCGCUUCUGAGUUGGGCUUCCUCCUGUUUUCCCUCACCAUGGCCAUCAUAAUAUUUGCUACCGUCAUGUUCUACGCCGAGAAAGGUACCAAGGGAACCAACUUUACCAGCAUUCCAGCCUCCUUCUGGUACACCAUUGUCACCAUGACAACUCUUGGGUAUGGAGACAUGGUUCCAAACACCAUCGCUGGAAAGAUCUUCGGCUCUAUCUGCUCUCUCAGUGGCGUGCUGGUUAUCGCCCUUCCUGUACCCGUCAUCGUGUCCAACUUCAGCCGAAUCUACCAUCAGAACCAGAGAGCGGACAAGAUGCGAGCCCAGCAGAAAGUCAGACUGGCCAGGAUUCGCUUGGCCAAGAAGGGAACCACCAACGCCUUCCUACAAUACAAAGAAGAAGGAGGAUUUCAGGGUCGAGGCAGUGACAACGCUGUGUGUCUGAAGAACAGAUCUUCCUUUGAGCACCAGCACCAUCACCUGCUGCAUUGUCUGGAAAAGACUACAAACCAUGAGUUCACAGAUGAGCUGACUUUCAGUGAGAUGUGUAUGACCGAGUCGGUGGGCUAUCGCACCAGCCGCAGCACUUCCAUCUCCAGCCAGCAGGGGGUGUCGACAUCCUGCUGCCCCCGCAGAGCUAAGAGAAGAGCCAUCCGCCUCGCCAACUCCACCGUAUCCGUCAGCCGGGGCAGCGUGCAGGAGCUGGACACUCUGCAAGUGCACAAAACCUCUUCUGGACCCCAAAGCCGCUCCAGUCUCAACGCCCGGACAGAAGACCUGAAGCUAAACUGUGAGGAUCGGGAUUUCACUGCGGCUAUAAUCAGUAUACCCACCCCACCCGCCAACACCCCUGACGAGAGUCUGCCGCCCUCUCCUGCCAUUCCCGGAAUCUUACGCAACUCUCGCCCUACUUCCUUCACCCAUGAGACAGUGAAGAUCUCCUCCUUAUAACCGCCACGAGCACAUAAGCAUCCCCUUCUGCACAGAGGAAAGGAAGUGAUGCAGGCUUCUCCCAGGAAAGAUCGCAAACGCCACAGAAAAGACAAAGUGCAUCUCGUAACAAAUCUGCUUCAUUCCAAAAUCGUCAAUUCGACGUGGACUCGCAUGAGCUGACAUGCUUUGUGUGACCCCAGACAAUUCAUGCAAGACUGACGGUACGCGUUUGGGGGAGAUUGAAAAGAUGAACUCAAUCGCAUUUUACGAUAAAUCAGCAGUUGUAGUGGCACAGAAGGCCUUUUACUUUUAAAGAUAUGCAAUGUUUCAACAAGCAGGAAUUAUGCUUAUACGUCCACUGCGUAAUACAGUUGCAGGAGAGAUUACAAAAGGCGGAAAUUAUCGUAAAGUACAUCGAUAUAUCAAACCCGUAGAUCUUUGCAGGGAAAAAUACAAUGGCCGAGAUAAAGCAGGUGGUGUAUAUGUACCAAUAUUUGUAUCAUACCUCUUUAGAUCACAUGCAUCUUCAAAAGCCCACAAAAUAAGAUGAGGAGAUCUCUGACCCAAACAUGCAUGUUGUUGUAUAGUAGAUACCAUGGCAGAGAAUGGAGCCGCCAACAUGCUACUCUCACAUACUUUUGCAUGGUACUUCUUUUACCUCCAUUUCGUUUGUCUCGUUUUCUUUCUUGACAUCGAUGAAAAAAGACGAUAUUUACAGUAUUAAUGAUCAAAUGUGUUGCACCAGAUGUGCACAUUAGAAAAAAAAAGAACGAUAAACAGAAAAAAAAAAAACAUUCAGGCAUGUUCUUUGCAAAAAUCUGAGGUCGGCAAUGAGUGUGUGUGUGAGUGCGUGUGUGUAUGAUGGGUGACUGGGAAGGACUUGUAUUAUUUGAUCACAGAUAUGCAUGGAUACCGUUGUAGGUAUUUUUAUGUGUUUUCUCCCAUGGGAAAAUGAAAGGUUUCUAUAGCAUUUUAAAGCGAAUGGAGGGCGUUUACCACUGUCAUAGAGUUUUACUGCAGUAAUUAGAGUCACUUCAACUUAUUUUUCAUUUGGCUUAGUAAUUAAGUGUAACCUUUAAAACCAAGCUAGCUAUUUUUAUACAAUAGCUUAUGCAUUGAACACGGCUAUGUAAUGAUCCAGUGAAGCAUUUCUCAAAUUUGUUUUUAAAGCUCAUCUGUUAAUGUUUAUUUAAAAAUCAUUAGCAGCAAUGAGACAGGCAAUAAUAGUGUAAUUAUUUUUAAGUACAGAACAGAAAUGAAAGAUACAAUUAUGUAUGGAAAUUAGUACAAAAAAGGAGGAAUGCAAAUUUGCACUUGACUGUGAUGAAAAUAUACAGUAUUUGUUACUCUGUUUACAAGCAUUUUUCCUAACUUAUUUUUUACGUUCGUUUUGGUUCUGUCUAUUUCUCUCUCUCUCUCUCUUUUUUUUUCUCUCCAGCUUCAUAAAGCAGUGUGAAGUGGUAAAUUUAGUAAUUGGUCAGGCACCUGCUCAUUUUCGGUAGGGGGUGUUGGAUGAAACGGCUCCCGGUAGGAGAUUAAAGAGUUAGAUAAAGCACAGAGGUGUAAAGUCUAUUCCACAAAUAAAGUGAACAGAACUCAGAAAACAUGGUGUGUGUCGGCUCUCAAUUACAUGUAAACAUACACAUCAGUUCAUUUGUUUGAAAUGUGUCAUUAUUGAAUAUCAAUGAUGGCACAAAAAUGUCUGAAUGUCGACCAAUUAUGGUCUUUUCUUCAGAUUUGCUGACACCAUCUGAUAUUUUAUAGUGCUAAUCUUCAAUGUGUUGGUUGAUGUUCACUUAAAAGUCUCAUGGCUAAUUGUUUUCUGGUCUUCUCCUGAGGGAGCACUGUGUAAUUGGCUAUCAAUUUGCAUAAUGUGAGAAUUUGCCAUUAAAUCAUAAUAAUUUGGCUGAGCGUAA